AUGGCAGGCCGUCCCGGCGCGUCGGCGCUCGUCCUGCUCGCUGCCCUGCUGGCGCCCGCGCUGCUCGUGCCGCCCGUGAGCGGCCGCGGCGGCCGGUACCACGGGGACUGGGACACGGGCCGGCUGCUGCCUCCGCUGCCGCCCCGCGAGGACGCGGCGCGCGUGGCCCGCUUCGUGACGCACGUCAGCGACUGGGGCGCGCUGGCCACCAUCUCCACGCUGGAGGCGGUGCGCGGCUGGUCCUUCGCCGACGUCCUGUCGCUCAGCGACGGGCCCCCGGGCGCGGGCAGCGGCGUGCCCUACCUGUACCUGAGCCCGCUGCAGCAGUCCGUGAGCAACCUGCAGGAAAAUCCACAAGCCACGCUGACCAUGUCUUUGGCACAGACUGAAUUCUGCAGGAAAAAUGAAUUUGAUCCUCAGAGUCCCCUGUGUGUCCACACAAUACUGUCAGGAACUGUGACCAAGGUGAAUGAAACAGAAGUGGACUUUGCAAAGAACUCAUUAUUCAUUCGACACCCUGAGAUGAAAUCUUGGCCUUCAAGCCAUAACUGGUUCUUUGCUAAGUUAAAUAUAACCAAUAUCUGGGUCGUGGACUACUUUGGUGGGCCAAAAAUAGUGACCCCUGAAGAAUAUUUUAAUGUCACACUUCAGUAA
Messenger RNA from Jaculus jaculus (lesser Egyptian jerboa), 654 nucleotides. It is a transcript of the gene Creg1, whose product is annotated as cellular repressor of E1A stimulated genes 1. NCBI's taxonomy places the organism in Eukaryota, Metazoa, Chordata, Mammalia, Rodentia, Dipodidae. The coding region runs from base 1 to 654 and encodes 217 amino acids. The transcript has 3 exons. The record is from RefSeq and is a predicted model, not a curated record.